GUGUCCAAAAUAAUAAUAUUUAAGUGGUAUUCGUAAGUUAUGUAUCGUGGGCAUUAUUUUACAGGAGUGAUGGAGAAUAUGAAUCCAGAAGAUAAACUCUCUCAGGAAGUGGGUCUUAAAGAUGACGCAUUGCUGGUUACGGAUCGAGAAUUAGAAAAUCUACAUCCUGGCCAAAUCAUAGAAGUAUUUGCCAAUGAUAUGAAAAACUCAAUCUCAAAAUGGAAUGAUGUUGUUCGACAAUCUAUGGAAGCAGAAGCCAUGCAGAUGGCCAAAUUUGAAAAUUUGUUAAAGCAAGCAUAUGUUCUAGAGGCUGAGUGUUUGAAAGAGAAACUAGAGAGAGUAAAAAGGCGCAUUGAAGGGAAGAUUUAAAAGCGCUUUACUGAUCAUUUUCUUCUAUCUUAUACGUCUAAUCUGUACAAUUUCACAGCUCAGUUCAAUUAACGCCAAUAAACUGUAAAUUUUUCAAUAAACCAAUAAGUAUAAUAAUAA
This is a messenger RNA of Stegodyphus dumicola, 489 nucleotides long. RefSeq lists its product as uncharacterized. The record is from RefSeq and is a predicted model, not a curated record. NCBI's taxonomy places the organism in Eukaryota, Metazoa, Arthropoda, Arachnida, Araneae, Eresidae.